AUCACGCAUUUGGCUUGUGGACAAACUCGGCCUUUGGAAUCCCUACCGCGUUCCGGUUAGUUUGAGAAAGAUCGUGGCUACUUUCAAAAGGUUGUAAGGAGCCAAUUCACGACUCUUUCAGUUUUAGCGGGAAAACUGGAAAAUGAAAGCUAACGGUGGUUGUAAUCCAGGUGGUAAAGACAGAAAGCGCAAGAUUUGCGACCAGGCGGCGGAACAAGAGAGGAUGAAAGUUCCACAGAGUGCAUCGAGGCGGCACAGAGAAAAGAUAAAUGCAACUUUGGAGGAGCUUGGCAGUCUUCUCCCGCUGCCAGAAGAUGCCAGAUCAAAAUUGGAUAAACUGACAGUUUUGAAACUAUCUGUCAGCUAUUUCCAAACUCAAAAUUAUCUUCAGUCUGGGAAAAGAAAGAGACGUGUGGAUGAUGCAUCUGUAAAUGACAUAACCAAGAAACUUGAUGAGAUGAACAUAAAUGUCAGUGAUAUUUCAUUGGAGGCCUUGGAUUCCUUUUUCCUGGUUCUGUCAGAUUCAGGAGAUGUCUUCUUUGCGUCAGAGAAUGUCUAUAGAUAUCUUGGAUACACUCAGACAUUUUUGAUGCACCAGAAUUUCCUCAAUUUUGUACACCAGGAAGAUGUUGUAGGAUUUGAAAGAUGCUUACGACGGUCUGCAAGAGCUAGAAUUGUCGAGUUGGAAAACGGAAUAGGACUUGAUUGUCAAGAAUUGGAAGAACAACCAAUUCCUCAAUUGUGCUUCUGCAGCAUCAAGUGCCAUGCAGGAAGACAGUCAAGCCACGUUAGUCCAUUCUACUAUAGGUCAUUUAAAUUUGACGGAAAAAUCAAGCCUCUACUGAAUGGCAAGAAGAAGCAGUUUGGAUUAUUUGCUCUUGUUACUCCAGUCAACCCCGCCAAUCCAUUUACCAGUACUCCUAAAGAGUUGCUUCAGUUGUACAGUUGUAAGAUGGGACUAGAUCUGAGGGUACGCAAGCUUGACACAAGAGGACAGAAAUCUUUGUUUUAUCCUGAUAAGGAGGCUGUAAAUAUGACCGGUUAUAUGAUUGCUCAUCCUGACGAUAUCCCAAGUCUGAUGUUGGCCCACCAACAAAUCACAGCUACAGGAGUAUGUGAAAUAGUGUUCAGGCUUACAAAUGGUCAAGGAGUAUUCCAGUGGAUCAGAGGGAAGGCAAGGACUCUGUAUGAUAAGAAUAACAAGCCAGAGGCUAUUACUGCUGACAAUGUUCUUUUGAACGAUGAACAAGGACCAUACUUCAGAAAGGUUUGUUAUGAAGCGCUCCUUGAAUGGAAGUCUCGUCAGAAGUCUCUUCCUUCGGUUCCCGGUGAGGAUGACCACAAUGCACGUCUGAUGGUAAUUAGUCAAGAAAAAGGGCUUAAAACACCACCACCACCACCACCACCACCACAAGCGAAUGGACUUCAAACGGGCGCUGUUCCUUCAUCUGUUCCUUCAUCUGUUCCUUCCCGGUCACAAAAUGUACCAGAUGAACCACGCCCAGUGGAUUUGCCGUGUGCAGUAGACAGAUCAUAUCCCCCACCCCCACCAAACGGACUACUUCCACAAGGCAUAACAGGUGCAUCAAGUGGGGCACACACAGGGAUACCAACCCCAUUGGGUAGAUCAUUCUCGUCCAACAGACCUGUUUCAGCUGCCGUGCCACCUCUGGCCACUUCCAGGGAAACUGGUAACAUCAGUGGGCAAGGAAUGACUGUCGUACCUGAUGAAGUGUUACUGGACGACUCCAAAGAUAUUGAGAUUACUGACUUUAGCAGUGCAACCAAUGUGGCAGAACCUAGCGGUCCUAAAUUGCCUACGUUUGACUUGACGUCAGGUUCAUCAAAGUCGUGUAUGUUUGGGUCUGCACACCUGAACAGGCAGCCUGUAGAGAUGAAGCCAACUUUGGCGCACAGUGGAACUGGUCACAACUUCAAGACGGAAAACCGGAAUGAUUCAACUCAUUUGUUCUCAAAACGGAGUAAGUCGGCUCACGAAGAGAUUCAUCGCAUCAAACAAUUCCUUAUGGGUGAUGAAGCAAACUCCUUAACCCAUCUACCUCGGGCUGAUAACACACUUGCUAUCAAUGGGGGAAGUGUUCACAAUGUCGCUGAUCCUUGGGCCGGUUAUCCAGUUGACUCAUCGCCUGUUCUACCUGAGGUAAGUUUCCCGGAUGACGACGAUGAGUGUUCGAUGAACUAUCCACAGGCUUUGCAGAGUGAAAUGCGUCCGCCUUAUCAACCAAACGGGUGCACUUUACCCGGGAUGGUUCAAGGCAAUGUUACGAGCACGCAGUUCGUUGGAACUCAACAACCCGACGCAGAUAACUUUGUAUAUCCGUUUUUACCAGACAUGAGUAGCCUCAGCCAUGUGAAUUCUUCAAACGCCUUUGUUAACGGCAUAUCUAAGCAGGAAAUUCAUCAGAUGUCAGCAACCAUAGAUGGAUUGCCAUCAUCGUUGCACAAUGGGCAGGAGUUUAAUCCAGCAUUCCGUUCCCCAGAGGGAACCCUCCCUCAGUCAUUUACGCCGAGCUACCAACAUAACCAUAAUGGACUACCCCACCCUCAAAGGGGUGCUGGUUUUAACCCAGUCGUAGAUGCUACUUCUGCAAACCAUUUUCCUCUUGAUUUUAUGUUAAACUCCAACACCACAAGUGUACCAAGUCAAGACACUAGCCUGUGGUUUUCAUCAACUAAUGCCACUAACCUAGCUCAGAAUUUGCCCCCAAAAAUCGAAGAUAUGCCAAGCGUGGAUGAAAUUACGCCAAGCUUGUAUGCAAACACUACCAUGGCUCCUUACACUAACCCUGAACAGUUUCACAAUGGACAUCUCUCAGAAUCUGUGCAGCUAUCCGAUGCAUUUCAGCCUCCGAAUGGUAUGCACUUAAACCAGUCCGGUGUGAAUCAACGCUUUCAAAAACAAACUUCUCAGAAAGAGCCCGGAGGUGCGAAGAAUGUGGAUCCAAAUUUACAUCAAGGUGGAAAUAGCUUACUUAGAAUGAUGCUUACCCUAUAACUAGAGAGUCUAACUUGGUUGUUUGCAUGAAAAUGGUGUGGCAGGGAAAGGAAGUCUUGCUCUGUUUCUUAGCUUCCGAGAGACGCGCGACCCUUUUAUACGUUUUAAUUAACGGUUGCUUCAAUUCAAACGGGAGCUAGUAAGAGCAUUUUUCAAUUGACUGUCGAAGAACGGAAACCAAAGUUAUCAUAACAAAGAAAAGCAUUAUCGUUAGCCGAUGAUAACUCAUAUUUAAUACAGGCAAACUACCCAAAGCGUGGGAAAAUGUGGGUGACCAAGCCACGACUGAUGUUGGUGUUGCGUCUGAAAGGAUGGCACGAGUUUUCUGGGCUAACCACAGAGCGAGGUAAAGCAGAACUUAAGUAAUUCCGGAUUACUUGCGACAUUCCAUUGAAAAUUGCUCUAUGUGUAAAGCAACAGAAAUACUUUAUUAUGUGAAAACGCUUACUUGGUACCAAAUAAGUCAGCGGUCGUAAAUUUUCACCCCAGCACGAACGUCGAUUAAACGACUACGCGCUACUCAGUCGAUCGGUCUGUACGUUGCUUGUCGGAUAAAAAUUUCGGGAGAAAUUCGGUCGGCAUUCGGUAGCCUUUUUGUUCGUGGUGUGUUGUCGGUAACUAGUCAGCUUAAGAGUUUAAGGAGUAAGUUAAGAAGUGACUCGAUAAAGUGACCUCAAACGUUGUAUUUAUCAGUUAAAUCUGUUUGAGGUGACUUUGGUUUGUUGGUAGAUAUUUCCUGAAUAAUCUAUGUUGGUGAAGAAGUCGAUAGUUCGUCAAAGUUUUCAUUCGUUUGGUUGCGGUUUUUCCGCGAUCAUCGAUCGGUCAAACAUCGAGGUAUCCAUAGUUCGUCUUUAAAUUUUCGGCAACUUUUGAGCGGCUACUAGGCAGAUUACAAAUAGCUUAAUACAUUAAUACAUUUUUUAAAAGAAUAGUUUUCCCGCUUAAGAGAAAGUCUUACUUAAAGUAGAGAAUAGUGUCUUGAAUUAUUUCUUGUACUAGUUUUACAAACACGUCGUAAUAUAAUCGUAACUAAAUUGUCGUGCUACCAUACAAAUUAUUUCACAUUAGUUUAGGCCAAUUUGGAUUAUAGAAAAUAAAUUUCUUAGUAAAAGACUGCGUAAAAGUAUUUUGGUCGGGUAAAUAACAUUAGAAAGCUAAAAGCAAAUUGAAAAGCAACUAGGACAAAUGAAGAUUUAAAUGAUAUAUCGGAAUGAAAAUGACGAGUUCUAGACACUAGUAAGCCUCUGAAAUCGUAACGUAGCUACUUCUAACUUGAGGGCCUAGUAAUUCGGUGGGCGGAUGAGAUUAUACACCAAGGCCUAGUUGUUCACAGGGUGGAUAAUGCUAUCCACUGGAUAAACAUCUUUCCGGUGAUAGCGUAGUAAACUUUCUUCACAGUUAACCACUGGAUGGCGAUUUGUCCGUCGGAUAGUGCUAUCCGUCCUCUGAACAACAGGGCGCGGUUAAAUCGCACUCUUAGUAACAUUGUAGUGUGAUGUGUUGUGUUAAAAGUUGAACAUUAGCCACGCUUUGAGAAACAGUAUUCCAUUACCUGUUGUGUUGUGUGACUCAUCAGAGUAUGGGUCGGUCUAUAUUGUAUUACUAGGCAACAGUGAGGUGUUACGUUGUUGUAAUGAAAUGCCGUGGAAAGAGCGUCUUCCCCAAGAAGAGUCGCGUACCUACUACUCGGGUCGUUGUUAGAUGAACGUAAACGGCGGCCUGUUUCGUGUGUGUUUUACUCAUUAGAUUUAUAUUGGAAUUUUAUUCAUGGGACAUAGUCGGGACUUGAACAAGUGUCCCCUGAACAGAAAGGAGGCUUCAAUUUGCUCAUGCCAAUUUUUUUAGGACGUAAACGGACAUCUCUGGAAUUGGUCCCUUUUCUUUUCACCCUUUAUGUGUUUCUGACGUUUUCAAAAUAAAUUCAUUGAGAAAAGACUCUUCAAUCUUGGCAUCUCUGUACAACGUUUUACAGCUGUGUCCUUAUCUGCCCAAGUAUUUUUAUACUCAUUCUAUGUGAUGGUGUUUCUUGCCUGGAAAGUGUUUCAUUUCAUUACUUUGGGUUUUUCUCAGAAUACUCAGUCUUGUAAGUUAAUCAUUGUAACUGUAAUACGAUGUAAUCUGGAAUAUAUAAAGAGCUUAUUAUUUCUUAUGUCUAAUAAUAUAUCCACUAUAUAGCAAUACAAUCUUGUAUUAUAUGUACAGAACUGAAUGAUGAGAUAUUACUAGCUUCCAGAAAUUAGACUCGCACCCAAUUAUUAUUUGCAUUUUUCGGACGAGAGAAUAUUGGGCGUUAUGACACCUUUUUCUUAAUAAUCUAGAUUCAAGUCUUCUCUCACUUCGAAGGCACCACUAACGACUGGGUGCGAGUCUAUCAAAGUAUGACAACCUGGCUUGAAAACCUAAUAAUUGAAGAAGCUGGCAAAUAAGAUUAUAGCUAUAAAUAAUUCUUUCGGACGAUGUGUCAUUCGUUUUAGGCGAAACUAGCGAAGAUAGAGUAACUUAACGCGUUUAGUAAUGCAUUAUUGCCGACAUACUCCCUGAUCGAUUUUGUAGAAGAAAACGGACUUAAUCCAGGUGUGAUAAUAAAGUCAAGCCCCAUGAUAUUUAGAGAUGGCUUAGCAGCAGAAUUUUAAAAUUACUAGUGUUAUUUACAGUUCAGAGAACGUUUUAUUAUGACAACAGAGAAACUAUUUCUUGUGUUUAUGACAGUAAAGGUAUGGCUAAAUAUG
Molecule: messenger RNA, 5745 nt
Organism: Pocillopora verrucosa
Lineage: Eukaryota; Metazoa; Cnidaria; Anthozoa; Scleractinia; Pocilloporidae
Product: circadian locomoter output cycles protein kaput-like
Molecular function (GO): RNA polymerase II transcription regulatory region sequence-specific DNA binding; protein dimerization activity; DNA-binding transcription factor activity, RNA polymerase II-specific
Source: RefSeq, a predicted model, not a curated record